AUGUCUUACGACUCGAGAUAUCAGCCAAGAGGCGGGAAAUCUGGCCCGCCUUCGCGAGACUAUCAUAAUCGUGAUCGCGGCCGUGAUCGCGAGCGUGAUCGUGACUAUGACCGGAAUCAUGAUUAUGGUUAUGAUCGGGAUCGCGACCAUAACCGCGACCGCGACCGCGACCGCAAUCGUGAUCGUGAUCGUGAUUAUCAUUCGUCGCUUCCCCCACGACCACCCUCGCGCAGCGGUCGCGCUCCGUCACCUGACUCGUACCGGCCUAAUCAGAAUGACCGACAAGACCCUCGAGAUAGGGACUACGCACGUCGCGAUUCUCGGCCUUCACGAAAUGGCCCUUCCCAUCCUCCCCCGCCCCCGCCACGACAUCCGCAGCCACCGCCCCCUUUACAACCGCCCCAGGGCGAUUUCACCUUCAGUGUUGAGAAGCCGCCUGGCAUUGAUAGCUCUUCCUACGAUAGUUACCGACCCAAUGAGGGCAGCUCUUAUCGUGAUCGUCGACCUGGAAAGAAUUUCAAACGCAACGCUCGCGGUGGAAGAGGUGGAGGAGGCUUCGGAUCCUUGCGCUUCUUAGCGGCUAAUCGGCCUAUCUUACGAAAUACACAUUCUACCGGGCCUGAGCAAGCGUUCUACGAUGCUGAUGCAGGAGCGACGUACCGACUGCUGGACGAGCCGUCAGAUAGUGGGGAGGCUGAUAUGGACAUUUCCGGCGACGAGUCUGGCGCGUCUGACGGGGGCAGUGGGUCCCACGAACCCUCCACCAAGCGGACUCGGAUUUCUGUGCAGCAGUCUGCCUCAGACAACAACGCGCCCAAGUGGUCAAAUCCAGAUCCCUACACGGCUCUCCCUCCCCCCGACGCCACACAGCAGAAGAAGAAGGACGUCGUGCAGCUCAUCCGCAACGCUCGUGUGCAGACAAGGGAACAAAAGGCCUCGGUUCCUGCCGACGCGGCCGAGUUCAUAUCGUGCGAUUUUGACGACAGUGACAGUGGUAGUGACGGAGGGGUGAAGGAUAGCUCCAAGCCUGCCAACGCGCCUGGAGUACUUGGAGCCCCUACUGGCCCGCGCAUGCCGAACAUACCGCGCCUUGCAGGCCAAGAUACAAAGUCAAACGACGCGAGACCUGCGAAUCUACCGGAAAAGCCUCAUCACAACACUGCCGCCACUGCUCCCACUUUAGCCACACAGCCCGGCACGAAGCAGAGGAAGCUAGCAGCGGCUGAAGACAUAGGCACCUCAUCACUGGGGUCGCGGAAGCGUACUCACGACGACCGGAUUAUCCUCCCAGCUCAUUCAAGACUCAAGAAGGCCAACAAAAUGCCAGUCCGCGGCUCACUUGUCUGGGACUGGGAGAUCAAGGAUGGCGAAGACCCUUGCCCCUGGCUUGUGGCUGAUCAUUCGGGAUCGGCAAGUAUGGGUGUGUGGCUACACAAGGAGAUCAUGGACUUUUAUGAUUAUGUCCGACCACAAGACUACGAACAGCGUAUUCGCCAGGAGCUUAUCCAGCAGCUCAAAGCGUUUUGCCGCUCGACAUAUAGGGAUGCCGAGGUGUACCCCUUUGGCUCAUUCCCAUCUGGUCUCUACCUGCCAACUGGAGAUAUGGAUCUCGUCCUCUGUUCUGAUUCCUACCUGAAGGGUGGAAGGGCCAAGUAUAGCACUAAGAGUGCCUUGUUCAAGCUCCGGACAUUCCUGCACCACAACCGAGUGGCCCACAUGAACGAAUUUGAGCUCAUUCUCCAUGCCAAGGUGCCGCUGGUGAAAUACAUCGACAGGCGGACAGGUUUGAAGAUGGAUGUGUCCUUCGAGAACUUAACUGGAUUGCAGGCCAUCGACACCUUCAUGGCCUGGAAGGAACAGUACGCCGCCAUGCCCAUCCUCGUUACCCUCGUCAAGCACUUCCUCUUCAUGCGGGGGCUCAACGAGCCGGUCAAUGGUGGUAUUGGUGGUUUCUCCGUCAUCUGCCUCGUUGUGAGUAUGCUGCAGAUGAUGCCCGAGGUGCAGAGCCGCAACAUGAACACGGCACAUCACCUCGGCGAUCUGCUCUUGGAGUUCUUUGACCUCUAUGGCAACCGCUUCAACUACAGGACUACAGCCAUUAGCCUCAACCCUCCCAAGUACAUUUCCAAGAAUGCUGUCACGGCCUUUGCCUACAAGCACCAAGACCGCCUGUCGAUUAUUGACCCGAACAACCCUGGAAAUGACAUCGCGGGGGGAUCUUCCAACACGCCGACCAUCCUGGGCCUCUUCUCCGAGGCACAUCGCCUCCUUUCCAACAAGAUGGUGGCCGUCGCUCAAUCACCCGAUAAGCGCAAUGCAAGCAUCCUUGAGGUCAUUUUCGCCGGGAACUACUCGACAUUCCGGAACCAACGAGCGCACCUCUUGAAGCUCUCCCAGGGUGGUUCGGCUUCCGCUGACCCUACCCCCGAGACCGUCCACGUCGAGUGGUAG
This is a messenger RNA of Phialemonium atrogriseum, 2451 nucleotides long. RefSeq lists its product as uncharacterized. The transcript has 3 exons. Gene Ontology annotation, molecular function: poly(A) RNA polymerase activity; mRNA binding. The record is from RefSeq and is a predicted model, not a curated record. NCBI's taxonomy places the organism in Eukaryota, Fungi, Ascomycota, Sordariomycetes, Cephalothecales, Cephalothecaceae. Gene Ontology annotation, biological process: RNA 3'-end processing. Gene Ontology annotation, cellular component: TRAMP complex; nucleolus. Bases 1 to 2451 code for a protein of 816 amino acids.